Molecule: messenger RNA, 635 nt
Organism: Dufourea novaeangliae
Lineage: Eukaryota; Metazoa; Arthropoda; Insecta; Hymenoptera; Halictidae
Exons: 1
Coding region: 62-595 (177 amino acids)
Source: RefSeq, a predicted model, not a curated record
AUUAGGGGUGAGAGAAAGUUUACGAACGUGAAGGGGGUGUGAUUGCUGCUAUUCGCUUUGUAUGUUAUUCUCUUGUGAGAAAACAAAGCAGAAAAUUUCGAAGAUAUUCGUUACGUCGUAUCGACGUUGGAAGAGAAAAAAAUCCAUCGAGGGAUCGUGCAUCAGCCAAGGGAGCUGUAUCUACAUCAUGGUGGCUACAACGAGACCUCGAGAGAUCGACGUCGAUAAACCGAGCCAUACUGAAGAAUUAGCAAAUUGGAUCAGUCGAGUUCGCUGCAAGAAGCUGAUGUGUCGUCGAAAUCGGAAACGUGAUCUACGCGUCGAGGCGGUCCUUACUUGUGCACUAUUCAAGGCCGAGCACGAACUGCGUAGUAAACAAUUAUCUAGAAUUUCAAAGUGGCAGCAGUUCAAAAAACAGUUUCUGAGAGACGGAGAUUAUUCAAGUUGCGACUUUUAUGCCGGCGAAGAUAUCAAAAUCUCGAAGUCUUGUUAUCAAGAGGAGGAUCCGUGGCGAGGUCCUUUGUGCCCGGAAUUGACUAGUCUGGAUAAUUUCAUGUCGAAAUUGGGCGAGAUUAAAAUCCCGUUGCAGCGAUGAAGAAACGAAAGAAAAUGGACGUCCGGGUCUGAAAAACCUG